AUGAAUAUUGAAGGGGAGGAGGUGAGGGUUGGGGGGGAUUUAGAGAUAGGGUGGGGGGGGAUAGGGGGUUUGGAAAUAUUGAGGGGGGGGGAUGUAGGGGGGAAUAUUUGGUGGGGGGGAGUGGGUAGGGGGGGGGUGGAUAAGGGUUGUGGGAUUGGUGGGGUUUGUGGGUAUGGGGCUGGGGUGUAUGUGAGGGGUGUGGGGGGGUGGUUGGUGGGGUGGGGGGUGGUGAUUUAUGGGGGGGGUGGGGAGGGUGAUGGGUUGGUGGGUGGUGGGGUGAUGUGUGGGGUGGUUGGUGUGUUUUGGUGGGGUAAUGGUUUUAUUUGGGGGUUGGGGUGGAUGUAUAUUGAUAUGGUGGGAUUGUGGUGGGGGGGUGGGGGUGGUGGGGUAUGUGGGGGUUGGGGGGAUAGGAAGAUAGGGGGUUUGGGGAUGGGGGAAGUGGGAGGAGAUGGAAAGAUGGGGGGGGGAUGGGUGGUGAAGGUGGGGGGGGGGGGGUUGGGAUGA
Knipowitschia caucasica is the source of this 504-nucleotide messenger RNA. Lineage: Eukaryota; Metazoa; Chordata; Actinopteri; Gobiiformes; Gobiidae. The record is from the annotation of a GenBank genome assembly.